This is a messenger RNA of Melanaphis sacchari, 1798 nucleotides long. Its product is annotated as neurotrimin-like. NCBI's taxonomy places the organism in Eukaryota, Metazoa, Arthropoda, Insecta, Hemiptera, Aphididae. Gene Ontology annotation, cellular component: axon; plasma membrane; neuronal cell body. Gene Ontology annotation, biological process: synapse organization; homophilic cell-cell adhesion. The record is from RefSeq and is a predicted model, not a curated record. Gene Ontology annotation, molecular function: axon guidance receptor activity; protein binding.
GAGUAUACAUUUUAGCGUGGAAAAAAGGAAUUGCGGUACUAACAGCAGGAAGCACUAAGGUGUCUCCAGAUGAAAGGAUUCGUCUAGUGGACGGCAAUAACCUGGAAAUCCGUGAUAUUCAAACAAACGACGCAGGAAAUUACGUGUGCCAAAUAGCAACUCUGAAACCCAGGGAGAUAUCACAUACUGUCGAGAUAUUAGUUCCAUCACGAAUUAAAUCGGUUACAUCGGGAGGAAAUAUUGAUACUAAAAAGGACUCUAUGAUCAAAUUAAACUGUGAAGCUGACGGAAAUCCUGUUCCUAAUAUAACAUGGACAAGAAAAAACAACGUACUUCCAAAUGGCGAGCGAAAUGCUACUGGCGAUACAUACAUAAUUCAAUCGGCCACUCGUCACGAUGCUGGUCAGUACAUAUGUACAGCUUAUAAUGACGUCGGACAACCAGCUGAACAAACUAUUAAUGUUAACAUUUUAUAUCCUCCGGAGAUUGAAGUUGAACGUGUAUGGGUGCAUUCUGGCGAAGGAAAUGAAGCACUGCUAGUUUGCAUAGUCAAUGCUGAACCACAUGCUGAGGUGUCUUGGUAUAGAGAUACAUUGAAGUUAGACACAAACGAACGUCGCAUAACUGAAGUUAGAGGAAGCAGACAUACUCUUAUAGUGAGAAAAGUGCAAGCUAGUGAUUUUGGAAAUUACAGCUGCGUAGCCGACAAUGUUGUGGGAAAGAGCCGAGCUUAUGUUGAACUUUCGGGAAAACCAAAUCCUGUAAAAAUAAACAGUAACAAAAACGGACGGCACCAGAACAAUUACAACAUAUCUUGGUCGGUAGACAGCUACACUCCUAUCGAAGAAUUUAAACUAUUCUAUAGGAAAGUUCCGCUUCCGGACGAGUCCCCCGUAGACACACGGAAUCAAGGCCAAUGGCCAAAGAAGCCUCCUACUCGAAAUGAUAACGAGGGAUACGGCAGCAGUCCAAUUUACGGAUACAACAGCAUGCGGAACGAAUGGAACGAUGUGAUCCUUCCCGCCGUUCCCAGCGAACAAUUCACUCACCGCAUGGCUUACAACAUCCGUGGAUUGGACACCGCUUCCGAAUACGAAGCCAAAGUUAUGGCCAAAAACCGAUUCGGCUGGACCCCAAUGUCCGAUGUAUUUAAAUUCGUCACCUCCGCCACUCCAGAAAUCGAAUCGAAUCCAAAAUAUCAAGCAUCCUAUGGUAUUUCAAUGACAUCAAAUGCCGAAGCCCGUGAUCUUGGCUCUACUUCUUCAUACAAUGGAUUCUCCAAACGCAGUUACAACGUCAUCAUAUUCGUCGUUUUCAACACCUUGUACUUUGCAUUUAACACUAUUGUUUAAAUCCCUAAAAACCUAUAAUUAUCGAAGCAGUGGCAUGAAUAUUGUAAAACAGGGCGAGCAAAAAAUUCAUAAAGGGUAUUGCAUCUUUUUAAUUCAACUUUAAAUUAUUUUCUUAAAAGUUAUUUCCAUCAUCUGAAUUGUAUAAUAUUUUUCUUUGAAUGUCAAAAAAAUAAAGGGGUGGGGGGAAAUGAGCGAAUAUGCCACUGCUUUUAAGUUUUGAUAAACAGUAAAAAGUAGAAAAAUCAUUUAUCAUCCACAGAAAUAAAGACACCUUAUUUAGAGUAAUAUAAACCUUCUGAUCUAAACGUAUAUAUAUAGAAAAAUCUUCAUAUUAAGUUUCGAUUAAAUCCAUCCUUAAAAAUUAUAAAAAUAAAAUACAUAUUUCAAUCAAUCUAUAAAAUAUUGAGUAUCAAUAGAUUAGAGUAUUAAACAAUCCAUUCAGUAAA